Alosa alosa (allis shad) is the source of this 2118-nucleotide messenger RNA. Its product is annotated as E3 ubiquitin-protein ligase TRIM39. Gene Ontology annotation, molecular function: protein binding. The record is from RefSeq and is a predicted model, not a curated record. The coding region runs from base 318 to 1403 and encodes 361 amino acids. NCBI's taxonomy places the organism in Eukaryota, Metazoa, Chordata, Actinopteri, Clupeiformes, Clupeidae. The transcript has 10 exons.
UAGAUGUGCAGAUCUUCCCGUCCAGUCUCAACACCACCUGUGACCAAGCGCACUCCCCUCCUACUGGAGUAGCCUACACACUUCACUGUUCAAGAUGAGCAUUCUUAAAACAAGAGCACAGAGGCUGGAGAAGGAUGGCGGUGCCCAGAGUAACUCUUUCGGAGGCGUGCGCUGGAGAGGCCUCGACGAGGACCUCAAGGCACACAGCUCCGUUCCCAGCAUGCCCUUGAAAAAAACAAGAUUCCUCCAUACAGUCGUCACUGCAGAUAAAACACAGGCAGCAGGGCCUGAGAGAUCUCCGCAGCCUGCAGGAGUGUAUGCGUUUCCUCAACCACUGGAAAGACCAAGUGGCCCAGGUUUGCAAGAAGGGGGACAAAGCCAAAGGAGACACCUUGGAAAACAAGAUGGACUCUCGCACCGUGCGCAGCCUGGAGGAGAGCCGCAAGCUCAUCCUGGAGUGGGCCAACGAGCUCAACAGUGUGGACAUGCUCUCCAAAGACAGCCCCUGGAUGGAGGAUUUGAAAUUGGCCGAAGAGGAGGAGGGGAAGGAGGAGAAGGAGAACAAGAGCAAACAAAACGAGCUCCUUGAACAGAAGCUCAUGGAGUGGGCCCAGGACCUGAAGAUCACGUCUGAGAAAUGUGGCAUGUUGGGAGAUGAACUGGGUCAGGCGCUGAGACUCUUGGGCCUGAGGAAGAAGAAGCUUGUGAGUCUGAUGCCUCUGCUGGAGUUCAUCACCUGGUCUCUUCUCAAGGAGGACUGCACGGGAAUGCCCCAACUUUGGCUCUCAGCUAAGCAGCGCAAAUGGGAGGGGGGUACUCGCAGAUUCAUCCCAAAUUCAGUGUGGAGCUGGAUCACCAGUGCUGCAUCUAAUGUCUCUUUGGAUCCAAUGACCAACCACCCCUGGCUCUUGGUGUCCGAUGACCAGAAGAAGGUGAUGGAGUCACACACAGAGGCUGACCUGCCCUACAGCCCACAACGCUAUGACGGCUGGCCAUGCGUCCUGGGCUGGGAGGGCUUCAUGAGUGGCCGCCACUACUGGGAAGUGGAGCUGGCCAACGAGGGCUACUGGCGUGUCGGCGUGACCACAGGCUCCUCCAAGCGGCACGGCCGCUUCCCCAUGAACCCCGGCAGCAACUACUGGACCCUGUGGCGGAGCACGCGCCAGUUCUACGCCUGCACCAAGCCCGAGACGCCACUGGCCAUGUCGCUGGUGCCGCGUCGCCUUGGCGUCUACCUCGACUACGAGGAGGGCCAGAUCUCGUUUUACAACGCUGAGAACCGCUCGCACAUCUACACCUUCAAGGGCCACUUCCGCGAGAAGCUCUACCCGCUCUUCGCACCCCUGGACGGGCGGACCCUCAUCACAAUUAAGGUCCCCAGCAGCUCAGUGACCAGCUUGUAAAGUUGACCGCCUGCACACCACCACCAGAUUGGGUGUCCACUGGGACUUGGGGACCUUCCAACUCCUGCAUACAACUGUAGCCUACUUAAGCUCUGAAGAUAUAGAAAUCAGAUGCAGAUGAAUAGAAACGGGUUGAUUAUACAAUAACCAUUAAAUGGCUAGUUUAUAGGCCUACAAUAAAUGUAAACAAUUUGGAUAAGAAUGUUUCUCUCUCUGUAUAUUCUGUUAUAAAACAGCUGGACAAAAAUCUCCAGCACUGUAACUAGCAUGCACAAAAAUAAAAUGGCUAUAUUAUCUAUAUAUUUAUCAAUAUGUAAUGUUUGUUUUUAUGUCUAUAGAUAUAGGUCUGAUGUGUGUGUGUGUGUGUGUGUGUGUGAGUAUGAAUGUGUUUGUGUGUUCCUUUUGCACUUUUAACCUGUAUUGAGUAGAUUACUCCAAUAUGUAGGCUUACUUAGCUUCUAUGGUCAUCAAUGCAGGGUUCUUUCUAGAAUAUUUUCAAUAACGCCACUUCAAUGUACAGUAACAUUAUUUUAGAAAUUCCUGCUAGAUUUGUAAUGUUAUUCUUUUGUUUAUUUUCCUUUUCAUCAUGUAUAUAUUAAAGAAUUCAUGUUUUCUUUAUGAUUAAUAAUCAUGAUAUUGAUGUAAAUGCAUCCAAAGCAAAAAGAGGAUAACAUGUAUGUAUUUCUAUUUCAAAUAAAGAGUAUUUUAUAAACUA